Messenger RNA from Sycon ciliatum, 3594 nucleotides. Its product is annotated as GTPase-activating Rap/Ran-GAP domain-like protein 3. The record is from RefSeq and is a predicted model, not a curated record. Gene Ontology annotation, biological process: activation of GTPase activity; regulation of small GTPase mediated signal transduction. Bases 331 to 2715 code for a protein of 794 amino acids. The transcript has 27 exons. Lineage: Eukaryota; Metazoa; Porifera; Calcarea; Leucosolenida; Sycettidae. Gene Ontology annotation, cellular component: cytoplasm. Gene Ontology annotation, molecular function: GTPase activator activity.
UGCACUGACACUCGUACUCGUAGAUCUACUCUGAGAUCUACAAGAUCAGUGCUGGAGUCUGGAGACGAAAAGACAAGUAGCGAAGUUUGUGUGCAUUUUCUGUGUGGGUUUUGCUGCAAGUAUUUGUAGUAGCCGGCCAAGACUCACUUACGUUCCUAGAGAAAUCCCGCAUACUAGUUCUUGGGUUCUACCUCACUCCGAACAGCUGGCGGUGAGCUUCUCGCAUCCUCCCACGCAGGGGUAUUGGACAGGACCUCGCAGCUGUAGUGUUACUAGUACCUCAAUGCGCUGGUCGCGGGCCUCAGAGGCCUGUUUUCAUCCUAUUUCUUGAUGGAGACUCCGGAGAAAGACCAGACCGAUCGGACUAACCAGAAAGUUAGCCAGUGCUUCAGUCGAGGUUUCCUUCCUCCGGAGGUUGCAGGAAGAAAACAUUACGGAUUUGUCAAGAGCACAUCAGCUAGCAACGAUGGCACAGCGAGUCCCUGUCACAAGUACCGAGUGGAAGCUGGUGAUUGUGGCACCACGACCGUCGAUGGCCUGGAGAAUUCCUGGAUCUUAGCUCAGAUGGAGAACCCGGAGACUGAAACAAGAUGGUACUUCAAACAUUUCCUUGGAAAAGUUCACAACUACUAUAUCGGAGUUGACAUCAACAAGGAUGCUUUUGUUGUAGCCACAUGUUUAGAGAAAACGGCGAGCGAAGAGUUCCUACUGCGCAGUGUCCUGUUUAGAAAAACCGGCUGUCUUCGUCUAGCGCUGCGAUGCAAGGGUGAAAGACCUUUCCCAGUGAAGAUGCUUCUACAGUCCUUUUCGGUGCAAGCCGUCAAGCACCCAAAACCCAUCACCUGUCCCACGUUUCAGAAAGAGUUAGUCGUGCUGGAGAACCAAGAGGGCUCCAAGAACUUCAAGUUUGGUGUGCUGUACUGUCAGGCACAUCAGGUUGAAGAUGAUGACUUCUUUAGCAACGAAACGGGCAGCAAGGAAUUUGACCAGUUUGUGGAACUCCUCGGUGACAAGGUGGAGCUACUUGGUUUCAAAGAUUUUCGGGGUGGCCUUGAUGUGCGAACUGGUACAACGGGCACACAUUCAAUUCACACCAAGUUCCAGGGUCAUGAGGUCAUGUUCCAUGUGUCGACAAUGCUACCAUUCUCCAAGCAGAAUAAACAGCAGUUGGAGCGGAAGCGACAUCUUGGCAAUGACAUCGUUGUUAUCGUCUUCUUUGAUGGUGACGAGCUUCCAGAGUUCCAGCCAGCCCAGAUCAAGUCUCAUUUUAACCAUAUAUUCGCCGCCGUUUGCUACAGCAAAAAAGAAGAAGCGUACAAGCUCCAGCUGUAUUCUGAUAGAAAUGUACCACUGUUCAGCCCUGCACUUCCAAACCCAGCUAUAUUCACCAAGGACAAGUUCCAGCUCUUCCGCUCCUUUCUCCUUGUCAAACUUAUCAAUGGAGAGAAGGCAUGUUACCAGUCACAGACAUUCCGCGAGAAGCGUCAGCGCACGCUCAGCACAUUACUGGCUGGCUAUGAGGAACAGUAUGGCGAGUCUCAUUCGAAAUUGUCCGACAUGGUGUCAUCGAAAAGUACGAAAAAGAAGAAGGAGCAAGAGUCUGAGUUCAUCCGUAUUGGUCAGGAGCUGAAGGCACAUGAAAUGAUGAAAGGUGAUGUGCCAAUAGCUGAAGUUCCCGAUGUCAACGAUGCCGCUCAAAGCUGGGAUGUAUCUCAUUUCAUGACAUUCUCUCGGCCAAUCGACUUCGCAGAGCAGCAUUGUAACAGUUUGGUCGUCCACGGUGAUGAAGGAACUUUCAUUCUGGAUGGUAAAACCUCACGGCCCAUCAUCGAGAAGUCAAUAACGGUCAAGCAUGUCAUUGUGUGCGAAGAGCACAAUGUAUUCCUUGUACUCGGAAGCAAGUACGUUCACUGCUUUCGGCUAUCGGCCCUCAAUGACCCAGAUAUGCCUCCCAUCGGGCGCAAUGAGAUGAAACUACAGCGUGUGGAGGCCACGAAAGGAGCAAGCUCUAUAGCCGUGUGUAGAGGUGUGAACAUCAUGUUGCGGCUGGCUGUGGCGAUUGGCCGGCGGCUGCAGAUGUUCGUCUGGAAGACACCGGCGACCAAUCAACCAGGCGCACCCGAGGUGGCAUUUGAAGGACCGGAAGGAUUCCUUGAACUCGAAUCCAUAAACAUUCAAGAGACGCCCUCCACAAUGCUGCUUGUUGAUCAUCAUCAAGUGCAGAGCUACCAGCACAACAAGGUCAUUGUCAGCUAUCGCAAUGUUCAUGAUGUAGUCGAUGAGCACACACACGAUGUGGAGCGGCUCUUUGAGAAUCCUACAAACGCAAUGGUGACCUCACCCAUUGUUGAUCACUAUGAGGAGGACAAAGUGGAACUUCUCGUCACAUAUAAUAACAUGACCGAAUUCAAGGACAUCUCUGCACUGUACGGUGUGGGGCGCAAACAGACCAUGUUCCACUGGACAUGCAUGCCGCAUAAUAUCGUGUGCAAGUUCCCGUACGUCAUUGCAUUCGGCCGCGAUAGCAUUGAGAUUAGACUAUACAUCAACGGUACUGUCGUCAAGAACAUGAUGGGUCUGCGUGAUGUCAAGCUUCUCUCCUCAAAGAGGAAUAUCCUGUUCACCUCAUCCCAUGUUCAGAACGGCGAUGCGCCAGAAGCAAGCCCUUGCAAAGGUCAGGCAUUAGCUUCACAGAUCUACACAUUAGUACUGUAAAAUUCUUUUCCUUUACCGGGAGCCCAGAAGACAGCAACCGGUGCGGUGCUGCUACUGCUACUCCUCCGGUUUCAUCACAUUAUCAGCAGCUGCAGCACUCUCCGUGGUGCACACCGCUUGUACAUACAUCACAUACAUAAUCAAUAAUACUCCAAAUACUUUCCCUGCCCAUUGAUCCAGUUGCGUUUUCAAGGUUCAACAUGAGACUUUAGGUAGCUACUUGCACGCUCCUCUGGUGCUUCCCCUCCCCGUGCAGUCUUGCUUUUUAUUUGUACCAGUAAUGCUUACCCCUCCCCACAUCCUUACGUAAAUACUCCUCUGUAUCAUAGCCUGUUAUAUUUAUUGUAGUCUCCGCUCAAUUUAAAAGUUUCUUCUGAGUCGCGAAAUGCACACUUACCUGCCCUUUUUAAACUGCUGCAAUACUAGGUUCGGUUUCUGCGAUAAUAUUUUGCUUAUCCGCCACCCAGCCGCGCGCCUUCUUUGUGUUUUUAUGUUUUGCAUGCACUGCCGCACAACAAUAGUAGUCUUGGUUGCUUGCAACUUGCAGUUUGUGGCCACUCGGCCAGCAGCAGGCAAGGAUGCUAGCGAACAAGCUAAUGUUUUAUACUAUUCUAUGUGUAGGAGAGAGUUAUCAAGGAAUCCGCUUUGUUUUGUUUCAUUCCACGCACUGUGCUACUAAACUCUGUUCUCAUUGUCGUGUCCAAUCUUGGUGCCGGCUAUGCUCAAAUGCCUCUACACUACUUGUCUCUCUAUUUUGAGCUUUUUUCUGAAAUUUAUGCUCGACUUAUCAUUGUUGCUUGCAGCCAUCCUAAAUUAUCGCUGUCAUCCAUGUGACGACAAUCAGUAGGUACACAGUACAUGGUACUUUUCAACCCACUA